This is a messenger RNA of Oncorhynchus mykiss (rainbow trout), 1950 nucleotides long. The record is from RefSeq and is a predicted model, not a curated record. NCBI's taxonomy places the organism in Eukaryota, Metazoa, Chordata, Actinopteri, Salmoniformes, Salmonidae.
AGUCAAGAUGGAGGCAUGGUGGCUUCAACACAAUGGUGUGGGAGAGCCAAGCUGGAGGCAUGGUGGCUUCAACACAAUGGUGUGGGAGAGCCAAGCUGGAGGCAUGGUGGCUUCAACACAAUGGUGGGGGAGAGCCAAGCUGGAGGCAUGGUGGCUUCAACACAAUGGUGUGGGAGAGCCAAGCUGGAGGCAUGGUGGCUUCAACACAAUGGUGGGGGAGAGCCAAGCUGGAGGCAUGGUGGCUUCAACACAAUGGUGUGGGAGAGCCAAGCUGGAGGCAUGGUGGCUUCAACACAAUGGUGGGGGAGUUCCAAGAUGGAGGCAUGGUGGCUUCAACACAAUGGUGUGGGAGAGCCAAGCUGGAGGCAUGGUGGCUUCAACACAAUGGUGGGGGAGAGCCAAGCUGGAGGCAUGGUGGCUUCAACACAAUGGUGUGGGAGAGCCAAGCUGGAGGCAUGGUGGCUUCAACACAAUGGUGGGGGAGAGCCAAGCUGGAGGCAUGGUGGCUUCAACACAAUGGUGUGGGAGAGCCAAGCUGGAGGCAUGGUGGCUUCAACACAAUGGUGGGGGAGUUCCAAGAUGGAGACAUGGUGGCUUCAACACAAUGGUGGGGGAGUUCCAAGAUGGAGACAUGGUGGCUUCAACACAAUGGUGUGGGAGUUCCAAGAUGGAGACAUGGUGGCUUCAACACAAUGGUGGGGGAGUUCCAAGAUGGAGACAUGGUGGCUUCAACACAAUGGUGUGGGAGUUCCAAGAUGGAGACAUGGUGGCUUCAACACAAUGGUGUGGGAGAGCCAAGCUGGAGGCAUGGUGGCUUCAACACAAUGGUGGGGGAGUUCCAAGAUGGAGGCAUGGUGGCUUCAACACAAUGGUGUGGGAGUUCCAAGAUGGAGACAUGGUGGCUUCAACACAAUGGUGUGGGAGUUCCAAGAUGGAGACAUGGUGGCUUCAACACAAUGGUGUGGGAGUUCCAAGAUGGAGGCAUGGUGGCUUCAACACGAUGGUGUGGGAGUUCCAAGCUGGAGGCAUGGUGGCUUCAACACAAUGGUGUGGGAGAGCCAAGCUGGAGGCAUGGUGGCUUCAACACAAUGGUGGGGGAGUUCCAAGAUGGAGGCAUGGUGGCUUCAACACAAUGGUGUGGGAGUUCCAAGAUGGAGACAUGGUGGCUUCAACACAAUGGUGUGGGAGUUCCAAGAUGGAGACAUGGUGGCUUCAACACAAUGGUGUGGGAGUUCCAAGAUGGAGGCAUGGUGGCUUCAACACGAUGGUGUGGGAGUUCCAAGCUGGAGGCAUGGUGGCUUCAACACAAUGGUGUGGGAGUUCCAAGCUGGAGGCAUGGUGGCUUCAACACGAUGGUGGGGGAGUUCCAAGAUGGAGACAUGGUGGCUUCAACACAAUGGUGUGGGAGAGCCAAGAUGGAGGCAUGGUGGCUUCAACACAAUGGUGUGGGAGAGCCAAGCUGGAGGCAUGGUGGCUUCAACACGAUGGUGUGGGAGUUCCAAGAUGGAGACAUGGUGGCUUCAACACAAUGGUGGGGGAGAGCCAAGCUGGAGGCAUGGUGGCUUCAACACAAUGGUGGGGGAGUUCCAAGAUGGAGACAUGGUGGCUUCAACACGAUGGUGUGGGAGAGCCAAGCUGGAGGCAUGGUGGCUUCAACACAAUGGUGUGGGAGAGCCAAGCUGGAGGCAUGGUGGCUUCAACACAAUGGUGGGGGAGUUCCAAGAUGGAGGCAUGGUGGCUUCAACACAAUGGUGGGGGAGUUCCAAGAUGGAGGCAUGGUGGCUUCAACACAAUGGUGGGGGAGUUCCAAGAUGGAGGCAUUGUGGCUUCAACACAUCACCCCUAAUUAGUAAUCUAGUGUGUAUAUUUAAAUCAUUGGGCUCAGCAUCUGCUCUGACCAACAACUGUCUGUCAUGUGCGCGCAAAGAAAUAGAUCAUGCUGCAGGCAGC